Molecule: messenger RNA, 2387 nt
Organism: Malaya genurostris
Lineage: Eukaryota; Metazoa; Arthropoda; Insecta; Diptera; Culicidae
Product: tubulin alpha-8 chain-like
Exons: 5
Coding region: 171-1481 (436 amino acids)
Biological process (GO): mitotic cell cycle; microtubule cytoskeleton organization
Cellular component (GO): cytoplasm; microtubule
Molecular function (GO): structural constituent of cytoskeleton; GTP binding
Source: RefSeq, a predicted model, not a curated record
UCAGCUGUUUGUGUUUGCAUGUCUAAAUAAAUAUCCGCAUCGUUCUCGGUUUCGGCAACUUACGUCAAAAUUUAUUCGUGAAAGAAAUCUACGUAGAAAAGUAAAACACUGCUAAGCAAAGACGACUUUACACCUCUUCCGGAAAUUGCUAGGCACAGUAUCAAAAAAGAAUGGCUAAAAGUCGCGAAAUUAUUCAAUUGCAUGUCGGCCAAGCGGGCGUACAGAUCGCGAGCGCAUGUUGGGAGUUGUACUGUUUGGAGCAUGGAAUUUAUCCGGAUGGACGGUUCUGCGAUUGCUCAACGUACGAUGAUUGUAGCGCAUUUUUCAGCUGUGACAAAAAAGGUCGCUGCGUACCGCGGGUGGUGAUGGUCGAUUUGGAACCAUCGGUAAUUGAUGAAAUACGGCUCGGCGCCUACCGGCAUCUGUUCCACCCGAGUACUCUCAUCACCGGCAAGGAGGAUGCUUCGAGUAAUUUUGCGAGGGGUCAUUUCACGCUGGGCCGACUGAUGAUCGAUUCCGUGAUGGACCGACUGAGGAAGGUCGCGGAAGGAUGUUCAACCGUGCAGGGCUUUAUGAUAUUUCACAGUCUGGGCGGCGGAACGGGUUCCGGUUUUGGAACGCUGACCCUGGAGAAAUUGUUUGAAGAUUUUGGAAAAACAACAAAAAUUGAAUUUAAUAUUUUUCCAUCGCCAAGAAUAUCACCGGUCAUCGUGGAACCGUACAACGCAGUUCUUUCCACGCACGUCGGUAUGGAUUACAGCGAUUGUUGUUUUUUGCUGGAUAAUGAAGCUAUUUACGAUGUGUGCGACCGCAGCUUAAAUGUAUCGGAACCGACAUACACCAAUCUCAACCGGCUGAUCGCACAGAUUGUGUCAUGCAUCACAGCGUCGUUGCGUUUUUCGGGGGCUAUCAACGUGGAUCUGCUGGAGUUUCAAACGAACCUCGUUCCCUAUCCAAGGAUUCAUUACCCGCUGGUCACGUAUUCACCUUUGAUCCCCUAUCGAAAUGCGAAACAUGAGCAACUGACCACAUCCCAAAUCACAUCGGAAUGUUUCGAGCCGGGAAGUCAACUGGUCAAAUGUGAUCCCCGCACAGGAAAGUACAUAUCCUGCUGUAUGCUGUACCGAGGCGACGUAUCUCCGGUGGAUAUUAAUCGCUCCAUACAGGAACUUAAGAUGAAGAAAGCAAUUAAUUUUGUUGAUUGGUGUCCUACGGGUUUUAAAAUCGGUAUCAACUAUCAACCGCCCAUUUCAGUGCCGGGUGGGGAUUUGGCUAAAGUGGAUCGCGCUUUGUGUAUGCUUUCGAACAGCACUUCGGUUAGAUCUGCCUGGGAACGGAUUAUCCGAAAGUUCGGUCUGAUGUUUGAGAAGAAAGCAUUUUUCCAUCACUUCAUGGAUGAAGGUUUAGAGGAAAGUGAUCUUAUCGAUGCUAGAGAAAAUGUGUCCGCUCUGAUAUGCGACUACGAGGAGGUUGAACGAUAGAUUCCCUGAAAAUAGCCAAUUGGAUGUCUUUAAACUUCAUUACGUUCUGUUCGUUACGCACGCAAUGUCAUUAAGAUAGCUUAUAAAACUGCCGAGCAGAUGACAAUGGUUUUUAUUUACUCAUAAAACGUAUCUGUGCGAUGUUUGUGCUGUGUGUGCUUUCAUUGACCUUGUUGUUACCCGCUUUCCAUGGGUAUUGCACCGCAACUUUUUCCGGCGAAGUUUUGGAAGCGUGCUCCUUCAAUUCACUCGUAGCCGUUUCGGAACGCUCCGGUUGGGUACUGUCGAAGGAGAACUGUGGGGAGACGAUUGCCGCCGAGGAAGCUUUCGAAGUUCCUCCUGUAAUUUAUUAUGAUUUUGCUGAAGCGUUGAAAUUUUAUACUUUGAUUUUCGUGGAUAUGGACGGUACCCCAGAAGAAGGUCGAGCUUUCCUGUACUGGCUGGUGGUGAAUGUUCCGGAAUCCGCUCUGAGGCAAGGUAUGACUUACAUGGAUGGCGAUACUGCAAUGGAUUAUCUGACACCCGCUGCAGGAACUUAUGGGCAUCGUUACGGCUUCUACCUGUACGAACAGGUUUACGGCACAAGCUAUCCGCCGGUGCCGGCCACUCGCGAGGAGUUCGAUUUGAACGGUUGGAUUAAUUCGAUUAUCCCCGAGGGCGCACUUUGCGGUCCGGUUGCAUCGAUUGGAUUCCGUGCGUAAGAAGGAAGAACCGAAGGCAUUCGUUGGGGAGGAAAUGGAAGGGAACUUUGCAAUCGGAACACAAAAUUUAUUGACAGCAAAGAAUGGAAAUGUAACGGCAAGAUAAGAAUUUCGCUACGUUCGACUGACUGCCGCAACAUAUCUCGGGAGUACGCAAAUUUAUAUAGACAUCAGGCUUAUAACUUAGAUGUGCCCAAUAAAUGUC